Molecule: messenger RNA, 2679 nt
Organism: Tarenaya hassleriana
Lineage: Eukaryota; Viridiplantae; Streptophyta; Magnoliopsida; Brassicales; Cleomaceae
Product: pyrophosphate-energized vacuolar membrane proton pump
Exons: 8
Coding region: 109-2406 (765 amino acids)
Biological process (GO): proton transmembrane transport
Cellular component (GO): membrane
Molecular function (GO): inorganic diphosphate phosphatase activity; diphosphate hydrolysis-driven proton transmembrane transporter activity
Source: RefSeq, a predicted model, not a curated record
ACACCUCUCUCUCUCUCCCUCUCUCUCUCUCUCUCGUGCGUCUUGGCGAGAACAAAGUGUGUGUGAGUUCGGAUCCCACGUUCAGAUCCUGAGUUUGUUUUUGAAGAUAUGGGACCUGCGAUUUUGCCAGAUCUCGGGACCGAGAUCUUGAUCCCGGUAUGCGCCGUCAUCGGGAUCGGUUUCGCGGCGUUUCAGUGGUUCCUCGUCUCUCAGGUGAAGCUCGUCUCCGGAGCCACCGCGAGCUCCGGCAGCCGGAAAAAUGGUUACGACGAUUACCUCAUCGAGGAAGAGGAAGGUCUCAAUGACCACGCCGUCGUCGUCAAGUGCGCCGAAAUCCAGAACGCCAUCUCUGAAGGGGCCUCGUCCUUCCUCUUCACCGAAUACAAGUAUGUCGGCAUUUUCAUGGCUAUUUUCGCCGUCGUGAUUUGUGUGGCCCUUGGAUCCGUCGAAGGGUUCAGUACCAGCAAUCAGCCUUGCAAUUAUGACAAGACUAAGGAGUGCAAGCCCGCUCUUGCUACUGCUGUCUUCAGCACCGUAUCCUUCUUGCUCGGGGCCAUCACUUCUGUGGUCUCGGGGUUCUUGGGUAUGAAAAUCGCUACUUAUGCCAAUGCAAGAACCACCCUCGAGGCAAGGAAGGGUGUCGGGAAGGCUUUUAUCACUGCUUUCAGAUCCGGUGCCGUCAUGGGUUUCCUCUUGGCUGCAAAUGGCCUUCUGGUGCUCUACAUUACCAUCAACGUUUUCAAGUUGUAUUACGGUGAUGACUGGUCUGGACUGUUCGAAGCAAUUACUGGUUAUGGCCUUGGAGGCUCAUCCAUGGCACUCUUUGGAAGAGUUGGUGGAGGCAUCUACACCAAGGCUGCUGAUGUCGGUGCUGACCUUGUCGGCAAAGUCGAGAGGAACAUCCCAGAGGAUGACCCAAGGAACCCGGCUGUGAUUGCUGACAAUGUCGGUGACAAUGUUGGAGACAUCGCUGGUAUGGGAUCUGAUCUUUUCGGUUCGUAUGCCGAGUCAUCUUGUGCUGCCCUCGUUGUCGCGUCCAUCUCUUCCUUCGGUGUCAACCACGAGUUUACCGCCAUGCUUUACCCUCUCAUCAUCAGUUCUGUUGGUAUUAUCGUAUGUUUAAUCACCACACUGUUCGCAACUGAUUUCGUCGAGAUCAAGGCGGUGAAAGAAAUCGAGCCAUCGUUGAAAAGGCAGCUAAUCAUCUCCACAGCUCUUAUGACGGUUGGAAUAGCCGUAGUUAGUUUGAUUGCUCUUCCAUCUUCCUUCACAAUCUUCAACUUUGGAGAACAGAAAGUUGUCAAGAACUGGCAGCUAUUCUUGUGCGUUGCUGUCGGUCUCUGGGCAGGGCUCAUUAUUGGGUUUGUAACGGAGUACUACACGAGUAACGCCUAUAGUCCGGUGCAAGAUGUUGCUGAUUCCUGCAGGACCGGAGCAGCCACGAAUGUCAUUUUCGGUCUAGCUUUGGGAUACAAAUCCGUAAUCAUCCCCAUAUUUGCCAUCGCGGUUAGCAUCUUUGUAAGUUUCAGCUUCGCUGCCAUGUACGGUAUCGCAGUUGCGGCCCUCGGAAUGCUUAGCACCAUCGCCACUGGAUUGGCCAUCGAUGCUUAUGGCCCGAUCAGUGACAAUGCUGGAGGAAUCGCUGAAAUGGCCGGUAUGAGCCACAGGAUCAGAGAGAGAACAGAUGCUCUUGAUGCUGCAGGAAACACCACUGCCGCAAUCGGGAAGGGUUUCGCCAUUGGUUCGGCCGCUCUCGUUUCCCUCGCUCUAUUUGGCGCCUUUGUCAGCCGAGCUGGAAUCUCCACCGUCGAUGUAUUGACCCCUAAGGUUUUCAUCGGUCUCCUCGUCGGGGCGAUGCUCCCAUACUGGUUCUCGGCUAUGACGAUGAAGAGUGUCGGAAGUGCGGCCCUCAAGAUGGUCGAGGAAGUCCGGAGGCAAUUCAACACCAUCCCGGGACUCAUGGAGGGAACCACGAAACCUGAUUACGCGACUUGCGUUAAAAUCUCGACCGACGCUUCCAUCAAAGAGAUGAUCCCUCCGGGUGCGCUCGUGAUGCUUACCCCUCUCAUCGUCGGAUUCUUGUUCGGCGUCGAGACACUUUCCGGUGUUCUAGCUGGUUCUCUUGUCUCUGGUGUCCAGAUCGCGAUCUCUGCGUCCAACACUGGCGGCGCUUGGGACAACGCGAAGAAAUACAUCGAGGCGGGCGUGUCAGAGCACGCGAGAUCUCUGGGGCCGAAAGGAUCGGACCCGCACAAGGCGGCUGUGAUCGGAGACACGAUCGGAGACCCGCUCAAGGACACGUCGGGUCCGUCUCUGAACAUCCUCAUAAAGCUAAUGGCCGUCGAGUCUCUCGUCUUCGCUCCCUUCUUCGCCACCCACGGAGGCGUCCUCUUCAACCUGUGGUAAACCUCGUCUCGCGUAAUGUUUUUUUUUUUUUUUACUAUCUUUUAGGUGAGAGCAAUCGUCGGUCGGAAAGAUUUGCUUCCUUCGAGUGAGUGAGUGAGUGUAAUGAGAUGAGGAUGAGUUUUCUCUUCGAGUGAAAGAUGAGAUGAUGAUGAUCAUGAUGAUGAUGAUGAUGAUGAUGGUGAUGGUUAAAUGUUUCACUCUCCUCCUCUGUUUUCAUAUCUCUAGCAUAUUCUGAAUCUAAAUAAAAUAUAUAUAUCACCACUUAGUCGUUGA